Messenger RNA from Austrofundulus limnaeus, 3238 nucleotides. It is a transcript of the gene fgf22, whose product is annotated as fibroblast growth factor 22. Bases 443 to 1108 code for a protein of 221 amino acids. NCBI's taxonomy places the organism in Eukaryota, Metazoa, Chordata, Actinopteri, Cyprinodontiformes, Rivulidae. Gene Ontology annotation, molecular function: growth factor activity. The record is from RefSeq and is a predicted model, not a curated record. The transcript is spliced from 3 exons.
ACACACACACACACACACACACACAUUAUCCGUUUAGUCUCACACAGACUAAAAAAAAACUUGUGUUCAUCUCAACACCUCCAAGGAUUUUCUCUGUGGAUCAGUGAAGAAGAAGACAGUUCAAGGAGGAGGACAGCAGGCAACAAAGGAGCAAUAUCAAGAAGAAACUUCUUCAGAUGUGGACUUUAUAAAAGCGCAGACGGACUGAACUGACAACUAAAGACAACAACUGGAGAAACUUUGCCACUUUUGUUGCUUUUACAAAAGGAGGCCCGCAGUGAGCCCACAGUGGAAACUGGCUAUCAGUGACAUCCAGAGGAUCUGCUGCUGGCGCUGUUGCCCUCCCUUCUCUCCUCAGGACUCCCACCCUCCACAGAGACAACUCUUGAUCAUCAGCAUGCCUGCAGCCUGCGCAAUGUGCACCUUGGGAGCCUGACCCACCAUGUGCAGAUGGACGGCACAUCUCUGUCCUCAACCUGUCCUUAGCACCACCACUGUUGCUGCCCCCACCGGGCCCUUUGUCCCCCUGCCCAGCUCGGCUUCUCUUACCCUGAUAUGCCUCACCUUGCUCCUGGUCACCGCUGGCAGUGCCACAGGGGCCUGUCCCCCUUCUCGCACAGGGCAUGAACCCCUUCAGGUCCUGGGGAGUGGCACAAACUGUUCCUGGACACUGGAAAGGCACACUCGCAGUUAUAAUCACUUAGAAGGUGAUGUCAGACUGCGGCGACUUUAUUCUGCCAAUAAGUUCUUUCUCUGCAUUGACAAGACGGGAAAGGUGGAUGGCACCCGGCGGAAAAGCUACGCUGACAGCUUGAUGGAAAUCCGAUCUGUCAGUGUGGGAGUUGUUGCCAUCAAAUCUGUCAGUAACGGGCUGUAUUUAGCUAUGUCCAAGAAAGGUACGCUCUUUGGAUCGGUGAAGUACAGCCCGAGCUGCAAGUUUAAAGAGCGCAUCGAGGAAAACGGCUACAACACGUACGCCUCGCUUCGCUGGAAGCACGGCGGCAGACAGAUGUUUGUUUCGCUGAACGGACGRGGAAAGCCGCGGCGAGGUCACAAGGCCCGACGGAGACACCCYUCCACUCACUUCCUGCCGAUGCUUCCCUCCUAGGCAUCAUAGUCUGAACUUUUACCGGCGCCUACGUGGUUCACCUGACUUCUCAGACUAGUGCUGGUCUAGUUGUGACAACAAUCUUUAUCUUUUUUAUUUAUCCAUCUUCUUGUCACGUAAUUGGACAUUUGUUGAAGUCUGUAAUAUCUUAGAAUUAGAUCAAUGCCUACUUUUAAGUUAUUUUCAGCAUUAAUGAUGGUAAUGUAGUAUAAUGCAGCCCAAAACAGUGAAACUACAUAGCAUUCAUCUGCACUUGUCAGGCUGCAGUAUCUAGUGUGUUUGUAAAUGGCAUCUAAAAAAGGGUUUUUUUGGUGACAAUGUAAAACUGUAAGAGAACAGAGAAGGGACAAAAAGGGUUGGAAGCCAUUAAGGUUUACAGGUUUAUUCUCAAAUGACAAAAUGAAAGGUAAAGUUGAGAUGGCUCCACAGAUAAAAUUUCCACUCAAAGACGAUUCAAAUAAGUGAGAUAAUCAGUUUUCAAAUGGAUUACUUAAUUUUGAGAGUAAAACUGUUUAUUCAACCCUACAUUCAAAAAUAAUCUUGACCAAAUAUCUUUGUUCAUCAAAAGCAAUAUUUAACUGUAAUUAAAAAAAAACCACAGACCUCUUUAGUUACAUUGGAAAAGGUCAAAUAUAACAGUUAAAAUGUGAUAAAUGUUGCAACACGAGAUGAUGUACAAAUGAUGUGUACGUUUUCAUUCAUUGGUCCAGUUUUUAAUAUAAAAUAAGAAAAAAACUUCUAUUCCUAAAACUAAAAAAGGACUUAGAAAGUAAAAACAUUUGGAAACAUACUUGGCAGACKGUCCUGGAUGGGUACACGUGACAACAUUUACACCACACAGACGUUGCUUUCAAACAGAUGUGGAUGAACUCCUCCUCCUUACCUGAUUCUCCAAACUGAGCUUUGUCCGAGUACUGUCUACUGCAGGURAGAUACUGAAAACCUCAAAUAAUUCCACACAAACCAACUUCAAAAACAGGUCUAAAGUAACUUUGUAACCCUGAAAAAAAAAGUCCUGUAUUUUCAGUCGCGUAGGAGAAACUGUCUGAACAAGACACAUGUUCCUAAACCCUGAACGGCACCUUAGAGACUCUGUUCUUUAUGUCUGUGAGAACCCAUCAGAAACUAAACUAAUUACUGAGAUAUUUAGCUGGAUUUCCUCAGAUCUUCUUCGUACGUUUCUGUARCCGUUCGUCCGUCUUCUCCUCAAACUUGGCAACUCCUAGGAAAUAGAUUAGUUGAAAACAUACUGCCUCUCUGUCAAGACAUGCUAACACUAGACAAUACAACUGUUGCUAAUAGAACAUUUAAUAUAUUUAACACUAUCCUUGCUCUUUAAAUGUGUGAAGAUGAUGUGUGCAGUUAUUGUUGACUUUUAUUUUGUUGAACUGUAAAAAAAAUGAGUUGUAUUCAAACUGUAUGGUAUUACUACUGGAUAUUGGUACAUUUGUGAUACAUCUUUAAAGUAUGGCUUUCAGUUAAUGAACCAAUAGGCACGAGUCAUUUGAGUGCCUUCGUCUACGAUGGGCUUGGUAAACCUGAGUAAAAUGUGGAUAUUUCAUGAGUUAGCUUCAAAACASUCUGGGUCAUUUUUAGCCAUCUCAACAUGCUACAGUGUCAGUGUUUCCUGCUAUCACUCUCAUCUGUUUCUGUGUGUGGUAUGGACUGUUUGUAACAUCUUCAUUUGAUCGUGUUGACGUAGCCCCCCUCCUCACCGCGACAGCGGGAGAGGCGUUGACAUCGAAGACCUCCUGUCUGACGACAGGUCGGCGGUUAUGAACUGCACAACAUCGUUUCCACCCAGCGCAGCUCUGCGGUGGCACAGGAGGCCGCUCGGGGCCUUUCAGCAAACAGAAAGAAGAGGCCGGAAUGAAUAAUUGGCUGCUCGGGGUGAAUAAAGGCCAUCCUUUCAGCCUGUAGGCAUGUGAGCCGACUAUGACCGGGCGCAUGUCACACAGCCUACAGUGAGGAAAGUCACGCUGUAGUUCAGCUUCAAAGGUCACAGUGCAACGCAUGAACAUCGUUACGGGGGGCUCUGGUAGUGCUGUUGCCCCCAGAUGUCUUCAUCGGUGUGUUCUUCAACUGGAGGUGUAACUUUCAACAAAUAAAGACUACUUUUACCAAACUGAA